CAGACUCUCUGCAGACCUCCUCCUGGAUCAAAGGUCCUGAUGAUCAGAUCCUCAGUGUCCAGUUGGAGCACACUGACUGUACGGACGCCGGUUCCUCUGCGGCUCAGAUUAAAACCGAGGUUGGCGUUGGGGACGGCGGAGCGUCGGAACCGAACGGGGACUUUGAUCCGAGCGACGGGCGACUCCUCGCCGACUGCUCCGACGACACCGACGACAGCGGGGACUACUGGAGGGAGCCCGCCGGGGUUUGGAGACCGGAGGAGACGGGAGCGGCGGAAGGACAAAGUUCACCUCCGAGCGGGAAGGCGAGGACCUCCGCGGAUCAGCCGCCGGCGUUCAGUUGCAAAGUGUGCGGGGAGUCCUUCCACAAGGUCGGCUAUCUGAUCACCCACUGUACGGCACACCCGAAGGACUGCGGCCUGUGCGGGAAACACCUGGAGCUCAGCGAGAGCCUGAAGGUUCACCUCCGGGUUCACAGACACUCCACGUUCCGCUGCGGCGUGUGCGGCCAGAGCUUCACGCUGCGCGGGAACCUGCGGACGCACAUGAGGAUCCACUCGGGCGAGCGGCCGUACGCCUGCACCGUCUGCGGCAAGAGCUUCGGCAGGAGGGCGACGCUGGUGCGGCACGUACGCAGCCACACGGGCGAGAAGCCGUUCACCUGCACGUACUGCGGCCGCGGCUUCGUGGAGAAGGGCAACCUGACCGUGCACCUGCGCACGCACACCGGCGAGCGGCCGUACUGGUGCUCCGUCUGCGACCGACGCUUCAGCCAGCUCGCCUGCUUCUACAGACACCCCUGUCAGAGGAGGGCCAUGGCCGCAGAGUGAUCCGGUUCUCAGUAAACCUCCUUCAAGAACUGUGCAGGCAACCAAGAGCAGUUUAUGAUUAAAAUGCAUAGACUCAUACAAACAUAUUCCCUUUCAAUCAUCAACCAUGACUCUGACUGUAUUUUAUUAUUUCACUUUUUGCAGGACGUUUCUGGGCAUCACAAUGUGGAGAGAGCUCUGUCUUUGCACUGUAUGUCUGUGUGUUCGGUCUGAGCUACACGCAGCAGACAGUGCAGCUACGUUUAUCUCAGUAAAGCGCUCCCUCACUACAUUUACUCUUUACCUUGUUCUACCAUCGCCGCUUUUUCUUGAGCUCGGGAGGAGAGGCCAACUUUGAAUUGUGUGUUUACAAUCAGCAAAGGAAAUAUCCAAAUCUGUAUGCCUUUAAGAGCAUUUACUGCACAUGCAAUCAAUGGACAUUUUAACCUGUUGCGCCUAAUUUUUGAUAUGGUGAGUUUGGCUCUGUGUGAUUUGUCUGCUAUAAAUGACAGAGAGCUACUGCUCCCCAGUGAUUUUACUUGCUGCCAUGACAAUGUUUCCCAGUUACAUUUAGAAAUCCAUGCACAUCAGUCAGGACUGAUUCUAUGACGGAUCUGUGGAAUAACACCAUCAUCUGUCUGUCAAUAUUUAAAAACAUCUGACCUACACAAAAACAGCUAUUGUUGUCUUAAAUUGACUGUCGGUAACAUAAUGAACCCAAAAUGCUGGUCUUUUACUUUUAUCCAUGUAGCAGUGCUUCUCCAGUAAAAGUGAAAGCCAAGUCAGUCCAGAACGAGUCUAAUGCUGAUGCAACAGUGUUGUGUUGUUCUGUACUGGCAUGUUGGAGGUGAUGAGGAAUAAAGAUACACAAAGAUUUAACCAGCCUCUCCAGAUCUGAGCAUCUGGUAUUAUAAAAUGAAAACGGUGGAAUCAGCAAGAGGCUUCCAUGCUUCACUGUCUGAAUUAUUCAGAGGUUUGAAUUACACCAAAGUCUUAAUGAAUAAAGCUGCUUUCUCACCUGC
This is a messenger RNA of Morone saxatilis (striped sea-bass), 1831 nucleotides long. Its product is annotated as zinc finger protein 316-like. Gene Ontology annotation, molecular function: RNA polymerase II cis-regulatory region sequence-specific DNA binding; DNA-binding transcription factor activity. Lineage: Eukaryota; Metazoa; Chordata; Actinopteri; Moronidae. Gene Ontology annotation, biological process: regulation of transcription by RNA polymerase II. The record is from RefSeq and is a predicted model, not a curated record.